AUGAGCUGUGGUGGUGGUCACGAAGUGGACGAUGAGGCGUGCUGCAGCGCACGGGGAUUGCGCACGCCAGGAGACACAACCGAUUGUUCAGAGAGCGGUCUUUCCUUCCAUUCGGUGUCUGGCGAUGACUCGGCCACCGAGGCUCAAGGCUACGAGGCUGACUUUGAGCCGCCCCUUGAGAGCAAGUACGAGUGCCCCAUCUGCCUGAUGGCACUGAGGGAGCCCGUGCAGACUCCCUGCGGACACCGCUUCUGCAGAGCAUGCAUCCUGCACUCCAUGAGGGACGCCGGUCCCAAGUGCCCCGUGGAUAACGCCGUGCUCCAUGAGGGACAACUCUUCCCCGAUAACUUUGCCAAGCGCGAGAUCCUGUCGCUCACCGUGCGAUGUCCCAACAAGCCGUGUGGUCACCGCGGCGAGCUGCGUGCCCUACAGGAACACCAGUUGCGUUGUGAGUACGCGCAGGUGCCGUGUGUGCGCUGUGAGAUGCCUGUGUGCCGGCGGGACCUGGCAAAGCACGAGGAGCAGGAGUGCAUGAGACGCAUCGUCACUUGUCUCCACUGCUGUGAGAAGAUGGCAUACCAGGACUCAAAGAACCAUGAACAGAUGUGUCCACUCGUCGUGGUGAAUUGCAAACACUGCCAACAGGAGCUGAUCCGGGAACAGCUGGGGCCGCAUCUGGAGGUCGACUGUCAGCAAGCCCAGGUGCCCUGCACCUUCAGCCCGCUCGGCUGUGAGGCUCAGAUGGUGCGGUCGCUGCUGGCCGCUCACAUGCAUGAGCACACCCAGGUGCACAUGCGUCUCCUGGCCAACGGCCUCAAGAUCCUGCGUAUCCAGGUUGGCCAGGGUGCCCAACCGUCCUCGGCGGCCGGGUCCUCUGCUCCGCCUAACAGCCUCUCUUGGCUCAGCAGCACGAGCGGCGGGGACGUCCAGACUGCCGGCGCCAGUCGGAGCCAGGGUUCGCGCGACCGCGCCGCGUGCGACUGCGCUCAGGAGCUGGACCGGCUGCGCGAAAUCACGCGGACGUUAGAGGAGCGCGUCAUCCUGCAGCUGCACCAGAUCCGGGAGCUGAGCGCCAAGACGGACAACCAGCAGGGCUUGCUUGCCGAGGCCACGCGCCUCGUGCGCUCGCUGGAGGCUCGCGUGGCCGAGUCCGAGUCGCGCCUGUGCGCGGGCAUCUUCACGUGGCGCGUGGAGAGGUUCUCACGACUCCUCCGGAUGCACCCAGACGCUCCGGCUGUCAUGCACAGCUCGGGAUUCUACACAGGAGUCCCCGGCUACCGCCUGUGCCUUCGCCUGCAGGUGCUGAGCGGCCGCGAGGGUCCGGCGGGCGCGGCUUCUCCCGGCGUGCUGCUCGCCGGGCGCCAACCUCAUCUGGCCUUGUUUGUUCACCUGCUGCAAGGCGACUAUGACCACCGCCUGCCAUGGCCCUUCAACGGUCGCAUCCGCAUCUCGGUGGUGGACCAGUGUGAGCGCGACAGCGUGCACGUGACAGAAAUGAUGGAUGCCGAUCCGCAGCUGAGUGCCUUCCAGCGCCCCUCCGUGCACCGCAACCAAGGUUUUGGCUACAUGAAUUUCAUGGAUAUCAAGACCCUGCACCACCGCUCUUACCUGCGCGAUGACUGCCUAGUGGUGCGCUGUGAGGUGGUGACGACGCUGGGUCCGGGAGGGUUGCAGCAGCAAGGCCUACUGCUCGAGGACCCCCCACGGCCCCCAAAUCAGCCCGAGAAUGUUCCACAUUCCAUGGAUGAGCAGAGUGGAGAGUUUAACACAACCAGGAUAUAUUCGUUUGUUAACAUACCCAUGUGCCUACAGCCUGUGAGAGCAGCCUUUAUAAUCAAAACCAUGUCUUCCCUGCUUUUUUUUAUACCCAUCUUCUCGAUUGAAGUUGUGUCUUCUGCAUAUGUGGAUGGCUUCAUGAACGAAUCUUUGUUGAUAGCCAGUGGGUUUGCAAAGUACCUUCGUCUUAGAGAAAUCAAUUUCGUGUGA
Messenger RNA from Callorhinchus milii (elephant shark), 1986 nucleotides. RefSeq names its product TNF receptor-associated factor 6-like. NCBI's taxonomy places the organism in Eukaryota, Metazoa, Chordata, Chondrichthyes, Chimaeriformes, Callorhinchidae. Gene Ontology annotation, cellular component: plasma membrane signaling receptor complex. The record is from RefSeq and is a predicted model, not a curated record. Gene Ontology annotation, molecular function: tumor necrosis factor receptor binding; zinc ion binding; ubiquitin protein ligase activity. Gene Ontology annotation, biological process: positive regulation of JNK cascade; tumor necrosis factor-mediated signaling pathway; interleukin-1-mediated signaling pathway.